GCUUGGCUGGGUGGGGGUGAGCUGAACGCGGCCACGAUGAUGUAGCAGGCUUGAGCCCAUGCACCACUUGUCUCGAGCCGCUUCGUACUUCUGCUCUUUCGUCCAGCCCUGUCUCUAGUAGGUAGACUUCAAUCAAAUUCGGUCGUUUUUGGGUGUGCCUCUGACUCUAAACUCAGGGUCUCCUCAGCAUCAUCCUCGACCUGUGGACAAGCCACCAAGGCCACACCCCCUGCCGCGCAUGACAGACAGGCGAGAACACAUCUACUUGGACUUUAAUAUUAUUUCUCGACAAUGGAAGAAAAAGCUCUGAGGGAAGAUACUUUUCCUGCGCCAUAUAAAACGGCAACAGGGACAGUUGGCGGCGUUUCAACCGAAGCCUCCUCCAUGACGUUCUCGGACAAGAUCAUGGUCACGCUGUCACAGGAAGGCCGUCUGGCACAAUGGGUCCAAGUGCAGCUUUCGGCACCGUCCGCGGCCAUGGUUGAGAUGGCCCUCCCAAGAACAAACAUAGGCUCCCUGCCGCCCGCUCAUCUGACAGCCACAACACUGCUGGGGGCAGGCAGCGACGGCCGCGAGACAGUCGGCCAUCUCUACGCUGCGCAGAUAGCAAAUUUUCUGUCGCUCAAGAAUCCGGAUGAGAAGCGCACCUUGAUUCUUGGCCUAGGCUUGCGGAAGGCCGAAGCCGACAGGGAGGCUUUCUUUGACGUUCUGGAGCUUGUCCAGCAAGUUUUAUGAGGGAGAGUUAGGAACUGCGGCGCAAGGCAACCAGGCCGGAACCAAGAGCGCUAGACGAAGGCCAAAGAACACGUGUGGGUAGGGAAAUAUUGCCUCUGAUGUCAAUACAUUAUGUCGUUGCCUGAGUGUGUCUGGAGGAGGAGGAUAGCAGGAUUAGGUACCAGGUGCCUUGUGGCUAUGGUACCCACCGAGAUAGAUAGGUCUUUGGAGGCAUUCGACCUUGAUAAAAGUCAAGUGCAAGUGCUAGCUAUAUCGACAUAUAAACACACGAAAAAAGUGCAGUCGGUAGGCGGUUGUUGUUCGGAGAGGGUUAAGGGGGGGUAAAGCCGAAGUCGAACUCGAGGGAAAAAAAACACAAAACGGUGGAAACAGGCAGACAGCCCGCGGCGGAAAGGCCACCCACUAAGCAACAUUGUAUUGUGUAAACAAACAAAC
Molecule: messenger RNA, 1170 nt
Organism: Gaeumannomyces tritici R3-111a-1
Lineage: Eukaryota; Fungi; Ascomycota; Sordariomycetes; Magnaporthales; Magnaporthaceae
Exons: 2
Coding region: 292-735 (147 amino acids)
Biological process (GO): proteasome assembly
Source: RefSeq, a predicted model, not a curated record